Messenger RNA from Vicia faba (fava bean), 288 nucleotides. NCBI's taxonomy places the organism in Eukaryota, Viridiplantae, Streptophyta, Magnoliopsida, Fabales, Fabaceae. The record is from the annotation of a GenBank genome assembly.
AUGUGUCAUGUUACGUCCUCUUCUAACCCAACCUCAGAAUCAGAAUAUGAUGCAUCAAAUUCCCAUAACAUUGGUCAGAUGCUUGAGAACUUUAUUCAUCAAGUUAUUGUUCCUAGAGAAUCUGUCCUAAAGGAAUUUUCAAGUCAGCUAGUUGUAACUUCCACUCAAGAAAUCAUGGCUUCUAAGCAAGAAGAGAUGGAUGUUCAGAUGAAAAUUGUGCCCGCUAGGAAAGAUGAAAUGGGUUUUGAUCUCAAAGUUAUCCUGGAGAUUCGGAAGCAUAAACCAUAG